Molecule: messenger RNA, 6661 nt
Organism: Manis javanica (Malayan pangolin)
Lineage: Eukaryota; Metazoa; Chordata; Mammalia; Pholidota; Manidae
Gene: SPECC1
Product: sperm antigen with calponin homology and coiled-coil domains 1
Molecular function (GO): protein binding
Source: RefSeq, a predicted model, not a curated record
CCUCCCUGGCCAGCACCAAGCCCCAAAAUAGUGUGGCUGACUUGCUGAUCGAGGUCAGCAGCUCCCGAGAAGCACGAGAAGCAAAAAACUUCACAGUAAAAAGACGGACCCUCCAGGACACCAUGAGGAGCGCAGCCAAGCCCUGGAGUCCAGGCAUCAAGGUGGGCAGCCAGGGGACUGACCACGCGCGGCCCCUGCCUGCAGCCUCUUCUGGCAUGAAGAGUUCUAAAUCCUCCACCUCACUGGCCUUUGAGUCCCGACUGAGCAAGCUCAAGAGAGCCAGUAGUGAGGACAUGCUCAACAAACCAGGAGGAGCCACUGCUUCUGGGGUAGUCCGCCUGAAAAAGACUUCCACAGCCGGAGCCAUCUCUGAGCUCACUGAGAACCGCCUGAGGAGCAACUCAGGAGCCGUGACAGCAGCCAAACGGACAGGCAUUCCAGCUCCUCGAGAACUUUCUGUAACUGUCUCAAGAGACAGAACUGUGCCGCGAGGACCCUCCAACCCCAGGAAGUCAGUGUCUAGUCCAACCUCUUCUACCACACCCACCCCUACGAAGCACCUGAGGACCACUUCCGCGAGACCCAGGCAGGAGCCUGAGGGUGGGGAAAAGGCUGUGCUAGAGUCCCAAGUUCGGGAGCUUCUGGCAGAAGCCAAAGCAAAAGAUAGUGAGAUUAACAGGCUUCGAAGUGAACUAAAGAAGUGCAAAGAGAAAAGGACUGUGAACACUGAAGGAGCCGAUGCCACAGACCCGGAAGCAGACGGAGCAUCAGUCUCACCAGGUGACUCAGAACCUUUGAUAAGAGCUCUUGAGGAGAAGAACAAGAAUUUUCAGAAAGAGCUUGCCAAUCUCGAGGAGGAAAACCAGACCCUGAAGGAGAAACUGAGUUAUCUUGAGCAUUCACCAAACUCAGAAGGCGGAGCAAGCCACCCUGGAGACAGCAGCUGUCCCACAUCCACUCAAGAGUCAAGUUUUGGAAGCCCAACUGGGAAUCAGUUGUUAGAUGAAAUCGAUGAGUAUAAAAAAACCAUACAUGACAAUACGUUACGGACAUCGGGCUCUUCCAGUAGCGAUGUUACCAAAGCUUCUUUGUCACCAGAUGCCUCUGAUUUUGAGCACAUCACAGCAGACACCCCUUCCCGCCCCCUGUCUUCUGCUAGCAACCCCUAUAAGAGCUCAAAAUGUUCCACCACCGGCAGCUCCCCUAAUAACAUGAGUGAGUUGUCCCUGGCUUCCCUUACGGAGAAGAUUCAAAAAAUGGAAGAGAACCACCACAGCACAGCAGAAGAGCUUCAGGCUACAUUACAGGAGUUAUCGGACCAGCAACAGAUGGUUCAGGAGUUAACAGCUGAAAAUGAGAAACUGGUGGAUGAGAAGACUAUUUUGGAGACUUCCUUCCAGCAGCAUCGAGAAAGGGCAGAGCAGCUAAGUCAAGAAAACAAGAAGCUGAUAAAUCUCUUACAAGAGCGGGUUAAGAAUGAAGAGCCCAAUGCUCAAGAAGGAAAACUCCUCGAACUGGAGCAGAAAUGCACAGAAAUUCUUGAGCAGGGCCGCUUUGAACGAGAGAAGCUGCUCAACAUUCAGCAGCAGCUGACCUGUAGCCUUCGGAAGGUCGAGGAAGAAAACCAAGGAGCUUUAGAAAUGAUUAAACACCUCAAAGAAGAAAAUGAAAAACUGAACGGGUUUCUAGAACUGGAGCGGCAUAGUAAUAGUGUGAUGGCCAAAACUCUGGAAGAGUACAAAGUUACCUUGGAAGGGCUGAAGAUUGAAAAUGGGUCUUUGAAGGCUCAUCUGGAGAAUGAGAAGCAAAAAGCUGUAGAGACCAGUCCUGUGGGGCAGACGGCAGAGGGUGGUGAAGUUCAAGAAAUGUUGAAGGUAGCCCACGCUGAGAAAGAUCAGCUGCAACUGUCUUGCACAGAGCUCAGACAAGAAUUGCUAAAGGCACAUGGUGAAACCAAACAUGUUUCGAGCCUACUAGCCAAGGUGGAAAAGGAUUAUUCUUACUUGAAGGAGAUAUGUGAUCAUCAAGCUGAACAGCUGAGCAGAACCAGCCUAAAACUUCAGGAGAAGGAGUCAGAGAGUGAUGCAGAGAUUAAAGACAUGAAGGAAACCAUAUUUGAAUUGGAAGAUCAGGUGGAACAGCACCGAGCUGUCAAAUUACAUAAUAAUCAGCUCAUCAGUGAGCUAGAAAGCAAUGUGAUGAAGCUGGAGGAACAGAAGUCAGAACUGGAAAGACAGCUAAAGACUCUAACUAAGCAGAUAAAGGAGGAGACGGAGGAGUGGAGGCGAUUCCAGGCAGACCUGCAGACCGCGGUGGUGGUGGCCAAUGACAUUAAGUGCGAGGCCCAGCAGGAGCUGCGUACUGUGAAGAGGAGGCUGCUGGAGGAAGAGGAGAAGAAUGCCAGGCUGCAGAAGGAGCUGGGGGACAUGCAGGGCCACAGCAGACCCAUUAAUGAAGAGUCAGAGCCCUCAGAGGUCGAUGCUCCUGGCCGGUGGCAUGGUGUCUAUAUGAACAGAGCGUCUCCAACACCUUCAGAGUCUGCAACCACUGUUAAGUCCCUUAUCAAGUCAUUUGACUUGGGACGCCCAGGUGGAGCUGGACAGGGCCUGGCUGUCCAAAAGACUCCCAGAAGCCCCCUAAGUGGGAUUCCCGUGAGGACUGCCCCAGCGGCCGCUGUUUCUCCAAUGCAGAGGCACUCGACUUACAACAGCGCCCGGUCGGCCAGCAAAGGAGUGGCUCAGCGCUUAGAUCUUCCUGACCUUCCCCUCUCUGGAGUAGGUGGUGAUGAUGUUGUUCACACAGAUCUCCUAACGGGAAGGGCUGAGGACUUGAAGCCUGACCCUUAUCUCCGGAAGAGCCCCUCGCUUGAGUCACUGAGCAGGCCCCCCUCUCUGGGCUUCGGGAACAUCAGGCUGCUGAGCGCUUCCACCAGGGGCUUGAAGCCACAGAGCAAACUCAGUGUGGAGAGAAGAGACCCUCUGGCUGCCUUGGCCCGGGAAUAUGGUGGCUCCAAGCGCAAUGCUCUCCUAAAAUGGUGUCAGAAGAAGACAGAAGGUUAUGCGAACAUUGAUAUCACAAAUUUCAGCAGCAGCUGGAGUGAUGGCUUGGCCUUUUGCGCUCUCCUUCAUACCUACCUGCCUGCCCACAUCCCAUACCAGGAGCUGAACAGUCAGGAGAAAAAAAGGAAUCUCUUGUUGGCAUUUGAAGCAGCUGAAAGUGUAGGUAUCAAACCCAGCCUGGAGCUCAGCGAGAUGCUGCACACAGAUCGGCCCGACUGGCAGAGUGUGAUGCAGUAUGUGGCCCAGAUCUACAAGUACUUUGAGACAUAAACCCUGAGGGCCCAAGAGCAGCCACCGACUCCUGCAGUUUGUCCUGGAAGCACGUGGUCACUUUCCACAGGCCCUGCCCUGCCCACCACCCAGCCGUCUGGAUGUCAAAGAAGGCUCAGUCCAGGGGGACCAACACGCAGGAAACACAGCAGGUUCCACCGUGCAUAUUAAAUCCAGACACAUUGGCAGUAUAAGCUGGGGAAGCCUUGCUGUCCCACAGGCCUCCCUCCUUCCACACCCGAGAGCUCACCAGGCUCCUUCCCAUGAGAACACGGGACAUCUCCACGCCCUCUGUGACUUCAUGCUUGGCCGCACUGAGGUUCACCACAUGCAGCACUUCCAGACCAGUCAUUGUUAUACUAAAAAGCCAACUUUUGCCCUUGCUACCUCCCACUCCUUCAAAAAAAAAAUAACCCAGCAAAACACAAAAAGACACAUUUGCCCUCAAGCAGCCUGGAAACACACAAGCCCUGCCUUUUUGAAAUUCGCUUAUGUUCUAGGUGACUGGUUUAACACCUAGAACUUGAUUACAUUUGUUAGAUCUCACUGUCACUUGUUCAUUUCUUUGCAUGGAAGACAAAACACCUGAGAAUGCAAAAGAGCCCGGGGCAGUUUGUGAGGUCUAUGUGGAGUGGCUGCAGAGAGAAGUAUCUGCUACCCCCGCACUGUGUGCUCAGCGUGGCCACAAACAUGCCCCCACCUGGCCGCUGGCUUAUAUGCAGAAAGGGAAACAUCAGUAGCCCCACCCACACCAUCCGUGCCCCAUUUAUUCCUGCCUGCACACAUUUGUCCCAAUGCAGAAGCUAAGAGAAAGUCUCGUGUGUGAAAUGGCCUUUGCCUGCCAGGCUGUUCAUUUGCACAAGGAGUCUGAGGAUGUAUAUUUCUUGGGAUACUGGGCAGAUGGCAAAUCUAAACAAUAUCUCAACUCUAAACUUAGUUUUUAGUGCAUCAUCAGGCCUUGUACACUGCAGACCAAAGGAAGCCCUUAGGGGUAGGCAGAGCUGCUCCGCUUAAAACUAACGGACGGCGUGGUUAACUGCCAUCCUGCCGUCAUGCUCCCCAAGCAGCCCCAUUGCCUGCAAGUGCUCGGUGCACGUGACUACCUGGCAGCACUGUGGCGUAUUUUUUGUGCAAACAAAGGGCCAUUGGCAGUAAACAAGGGUGCAGUUUGCCAUGGCAGUUGGGGUGAAUUGGUGGUGCCCACCUCUUGCUGUGAGCGCCCCUCUGACCAAGGGAAAUCCUGACAUAAGUCACUAAGGGUUACGAUGCUGCCGUCAUUACUUUAAGUCUCUUAUGGCCGGUCGGACCCUCGUUCUCAGCCAUGGGGCCUGGGGUCUGUGGCCAGGCCCUGCCUGGGGGAGGCCCCUCAUGGGGCGGGCAAGCUGCCCUGGCUGUCUUGCCUGUGGUUCUCCUCUGGCUGUAGAGCAGAAGCUCCUGGGAGCCUGUUAAGAGCCCAUGCUCCUGACUUGCCCCAUCAGUUGAAUCAGUAUCUGAAAUGGGACCAGGAAUGUCUUCUGUAUACUUUCAAGUUCCCCGGUAACCACUGAGGAGCGAGCACGUUUCUUCAGGGCACCCAGGGCCGGGCCAUGAGCACAGCUUGCUCCUGAGCAGAGCUUGAUGACAAUGACUACGUAACCAGCCCCCGGGUUUUCAAAUGGAAGUUAGAGGCACAGUUGGAACAAUCUAACUGACCCCUUCCUGGUGAACGCCUCCAAGUAGAAGUCCACAGUGGCGGUGCUGCGGGCAUCUGCCUUGGCGGUGUAACUGGUACACUUUCACUGUCUCGAGCUUCUGCCUGCUCACCAUUACAGUGCGGACCAGUGAUAUCCCUAGAAGCUGGGUUGAGCUGUUGUGUUUGCUCUGGAGUUAGUACAGGGUUUUGUCGGAGAGAGGCAGUUGAGGUCUUGGGAUGCCUGGAGCGGGUGUCGUGCAUUACGGGUUCCCUGGUUUGGGUGAUAAGCGUAAGUGGUUCUGAGUUCUGGGUGAAGCCGUCUCUCCCUGCUCCAUGCUGCGGCCUGCUCCCUUUAGGUUAAAAAGAAAAGUGUCAUAUGAAAGAACGGCCAUGUGCAGCUUAUUCUUAUAACUUGAAGAGAGCAUGCUUAUAAAGAGGAAAUGUCCUGCUCAUAGAAACACAGGGUCUGGCAGUCCUGGCCCCGCUGGGUCCUGGGGGAGGGGCAGGAGGCAGUGGAGGUGUGGGAUGAGGCCGUGGGGGAAGCUGUCCCAACCAGGGCCGGGUCACGGGCUGUGUUUUUUAGAUCUCCUUUUAAUUGAAGAGUUCAGAGCACAAGGUGAAUGUGGAAAAUUGAUAGAUUGAGAAAGGGUAGUGUCAGCAAACCUUACUAUUCCAUUUUCUGCCCUGAGGCUUUCACAGGCGACAAAUAUCCAGGUUUCUUCCCAUCUUCCUUCAGCCAAGCGUUAGUCAUUUUAAAUUAUUUGAUUGUUCUGCAGAUGCUUUUUUUAAUGGGUUAUUUUUAUAUGAAAGACAUGUAAAAUACAGGACACAGGAGAGUGGAGGAGAUUUUUAAAGACAGAAAGAGAAGCUCGCUCUUUGCAUUGAGUUGUUUUAUGGACUUGAACCUCGGUUGACUGAUGGAGGUUCACAGCCUGGCUUCACUCGGUUAGCACUCUCAGGAACGCAGGGCAGAUCCACAUGUCUCAGUUCAAAAACGAUGUUAGUCUUCGCUUUUUGUUCUUCAUCCUGUUGUUGUCUUGCAGCUUUAGUUGAGGCCAACCAGAGUACCCCAGGGCAACAAACCAUCUGGCAGUGUUGGAAAUCUGAGGCCUUGGGGAAAGCACCCCCUUCGCCAUGGAAGCACCCCCUUUGCCACAGAAGCACUGCCGGAUUCUCUCAAUCCCCACCCUGACCUCCUCUUCUCACCCAUGGAGGGGAUGGCAGGCAUUUCCCCCGUGUGUGGACAUAAGAGGACUCGGGUCAUGACAUACAAACCCAUUGCCAAAUGCAGCAGCGAAUCUCCCAUUCGAAGCUCAAGUGCCAUUUUGAGAUGAACUGCCAAUGAUGUGCAGUAUAUAACCUAGUGACUUUUUUAAAAAGUAUUUUUAAUGUGUCAUUUGUCCAAGUUCACUGGGCAUGUCACUUCUCUGACCCAGGUUAGAGUUUGUCUAAACCAGAUAAUAUCUUGAGUAGCUCACUAACUUUAACUGUCUGGGUUGAAUGCGGUUGAUCCAGCUGUGCCCUCGUUUCCAUCGCGAGCACACCCGAUUGCACCAGGUGGUGUCGGUGACAUGCCAACAUAGACGCGCUUAACUAUUCUCAUGAAAGUGUGCAGGUAUGACUGUAAUAUUCCUAAUAAAUAUAUUUUGUUUCUGUAUGA